CACGCCCAUCGCAUUGCAUCGCAGCGUCCGACCCACUGGCUAGACGUUGGUCUUGCAGUUCGUCAUCGCAUACGCCACACGCCACCACCAUCACUUCUUUUUACGACCUUGACGACCUCGCCGCUUUUCGCUUUUCUUCGUCUUUGAAUCUCUCUUUCCCUGGUUCACACCCUCAUUACUACCCGGAUCGGCACCAUAGACGCUUGCUUGGCUCACAGCCCCUGCCGUCGUCGAUUGCUCUCGCUCCCAACGUUAGCAUCGCUCCACCGAACAAAUUGGGACGGCCUUGACCUACGGACAGGCACGUCAAUCCCUGUACGCAACCUGCUCCCUUGGAUUGUACCUGCAAGCUCCGUGGAUCGUCCGAGAUGCCCAGCAUUCGCAGCCUUUUCCUCUUCGCCCUGCUUGGUCUCGCAGCAUAUACCGCAACGAUCGUAGAUGCCCACUCACAACGACCCAACCCUCUCUCCCGCAUCGCCUACGCCAGCGACGCCUCAAUCGAUGUUGUGCGACGGUCUGGCCACCCGACGUCCAAAGGAGUGGUACGCCGUUCCUCCCCUCCUGCGCACGUCCUCUCCUCUGACUCAAUACGACUGAGCCUGCGCGGCUUCAACCAGACUUUCCAUCUCCAUCUCGAGCCCAACGAUGAGAUUGUGCCACAAGAGGGCGCAACCCUGAAUGUCUGGGGAUGGGAUGAGAGGGAGCAGAGGGAGGUACUCGAGGAGAGGAGGACCAUUGCGCGGGAGAGCGUGCGGGCCUAUCGCGGUGUGGUGGUACACCCCGAGCAUUCGGCGAGGAGAAUGUACGAGGAUUCAGUCGGAGUCAGUCGGAGGUUGUCAGGACUGGACGAGCAAGAGGGCGUCAUGGGCCACGCAGCAAUCAUGCUGCACGACGAUGGCGAUGCGCCGCGCUUCGAAGGCCUCUUUGACUGGCGAGGCAAUCAGCAUACAAUCCAGACGGCGAGGACCUACCACGCCGGGCGGCACCACCUGGACCCAGCCUUGCAUCGUCGCAGCAUGGAUCUGAAUAACCUCGUCAUUCAUCGCGACUCGGACCUGCUCACCGACUUUGAGAUGGAGCGAGCGGGCUUGGCUGUCAGGGAUGUGACCGCGCCUACAGGCUGCACACACGACGGCCACGACUACAAUGCAAACAACCACCUCUUUCUGACGGACGACAACAAUGACGAAUGGAGCAAGUCGCCACUCGACUUCUUUGCUCUGCCCGCCACCACGACUCUCGGUCGUCGCGCUUGGUUCGACCCACGCGAGCCCACGUCCUCCUUCUCCCCGUUAUGGUCACGCGACCUCGCCACCCCGGACUUUUCCUACGACGUUCCCCUGGUUCGUCGCCAAGACGCCCUUGGCAAUGGCGCCAACAACUCCUUUGUCUCCUCGAUCGGCAACACGCAGGGCUGCCCCAAGAGCGCUAUGGUAGUGUAUAUCGGCAUGGCAGCGGACUGCAGCUUUACGCAGGCCAACGGCGGGUCGGUCAGCAACACCAGCACCACGCUGCUCAACGUCAUCAACUCCGUCUCCACCACCUACCGCAACACCUUCAACGUCUCGCUGGGCGUGGUCGAGCUCGACGUGCGUCAGCCUACCUGCCCAAGCAGCGCGAACGCCAGCGUGCCCUGGAAUACCGGAUGCAGUGCGAUGACCAUCGACGACAGGCUCAGCGCCUUUUCAGAGUGGAGAGGAGCACAGUCCGCAAAUGGCACGGGGCUGUGGCACUUGAUUACGGGCUGUGGUAGCUCGGGUGAGAAUGUCGGAGAGAUUGGCGUGGCCUGGCUGGGGACAUUGUGCAAGACAGAUACGAGCAAGUCGGGGAGUGAUACCGUUUCGGGCACGGGUGUCACCUCCAACACGAAUCGCAAUGCGCAGGUGGUCGCCCACGAGAUCGGGCAUAACUUUGGCCUCGUACAUGACUGCAUGUCCGGCUGCACUCUCAGCGGCAGCACGGCUCGUCAAUCGAACAGCGCCGUCUGCUGUCCUCAAUCCUCGUCGAACUGCAAUGACGCCGACGCGCACAUCAUGUCUCCCGUAGCAGCGCGGAACACGAUGAGCUUCUCGCCCUGCUCCAUCGGCAACAUGUGCACCAUGCUCGGUGGCGGCCUCAACACGAAUUGCGUCACCAAGCCAGGCAGCCGUAACACCCUCUCGACUCAACAGUGCGGCAACGGCAUCCUUGAGCCUGGCGAGGAAUGCGACGCAGGAGCAAACGGUUCGCGCUGCUGUUCUUCGGAGUGCAAGCUUACGAGCGGCUCGCAGUGCGACCCUACCUCGACCGCUUGCUGUACCGACUCGUGUCAGUUCGCCGCAGCUUCCAAGCUCUGCCGUGCCGCCAAGGACAACAGUGGGUGCGACACGGCCGAGUACUGCACUGGCUCCUCCGCGGACUGCCCCGCCGACGAAUACAAGGAGAAUGGGUCCUCAUGCGGCUCUGGAGGACUGCAAUGCGCGAAUGGGGUCUGCACCUCUCGCGAUCAGCAAUGUCGAUCCCAGACCUCCUCGAGCGGCUCAGGCACCUUUGACAAGGCUUGCUCGGUCCGCUCAGACCAGUCGUGCUCCUUGGCAUGUCAGGACGACUCCAACCCUGGGACUUGCACCUUGUUCCAGACCAACUUUAUCGACGGGACUGCGUGUGGGUACGGCGGAUUCUGUGAAGGCGGCGAGUGCAAGAGCAGCGGCUGGCAGGAUACAUUCAAGGGGUGGUAUAGGAACAACUUGAACAUUGCCAUUCCUGUGACGAUUGUUGUGGCGAUCAUCGUCAUUGCAAUCCUGUGGGGCUUGCUCCGCUGCUGCUUCGGCGGCAGAAGGCGGGCAGGAACAAAGCCAGCUGCUGCUGCGGGAGGCUGGAGGAGGGGACGUCGCAGCGGUGGACCGGUACAGCCACCACCGAUGCGCAACAGUGGGGCACCAGCAUCGGCGGCUCCGCCAGGAGGGCCAUACGGCUACCAGAAUGUGGCCAGCAACGAUUAUCCCUCCUACGCGGCGCCCAAUGGCCCUCCACCACCUGUUCCGGCUCGCCACUCGCAGGGCUACCAGAGGCAGAGCCAGAGCGGGUGGGUUGAUGCUACGCAGUGGAACGGCAGAUAGGGCUGCGACACGUCUCUCGUCUAAUUACCCUGUCGCGCCGCUCUACACUACACGCUACUCUUGACCCUCUACGCUACUCUCGACCCUCUACUUCUCACAUGGACUUCUACCUCUUCUGUCUCGCCACAAAUGUACAUACCACUGCAACGCAACGCAUAGCUUGAAGGACAUAAUACAGAGCCUUUGCUACUUGUUCUUGUCGUCAGUCACGUCUCUGCCUCGAGCUCCCAUCUCGCCGAGAGUAGUUACGGAGGGCCGCACGAUCGCCUCAGAAAUUACUCACUCCCUCCCUCUCCAUCUUCUCAACCCUCUCAUCCCUCUUCUCCAUCCCGCCAACCAGUCCACGUUUGCGCAAAUUGCCCAUCCCGUCGUCCACAUUCUGCUUCAACCAGCGCAAGGUGCGAUACGGCUUCAGCUGGGCCAGCCCGGCUUCCUGGCGGUGACGCUGAGACAUGCGGUUGGAAAACGAGGA
Jaminaea rosea is the source of this 3570-nucleotide messenger RNA. RefSeq lists its product as hypothetical. The record is from RefSeq and is a predicted model, not a curated record. Gene Ontology annotation, molecular function: metalloendopeptidase activity. Lineage: Eukaryota; Fungi; Basidiomycota; Exobasidiomycetes; Microstromatales. Gene Ontology annotation, biological process: proteolysis. The transcript has 3 exons. Bases 369 to 3098 code for a protein of 909 amino acids.